Messenger RNA from Juglans microcarpa x Juglans regia, 3050 nucleotides. RefSeq names its product AUGMIN subunit 5-like. The record is from RefSeq and is a predicted model, not a curated record. Gene Ontology annotation, cellular component: spindle microtubule; HAUS complex. Gene Ontology annotation, biological process: spindle assembly. Lineage: Eukaryota; Viridiplantae; Streptophyta; Magnoliopsida; Fagales; Juglandaceae.
ACGGUUUGAAUUUUGCACGUUGUAACAGACAGCAGGCACUGGGUGGGAAUAAAGAGCGAUCGGUACGUUUCAUUUCAGUUCCUACGUUUCAUUUCAGUUCCUAACAUCCUCUCCUGCCUUCGCCGGCCGCUCCACACCCCUUUUCCCCUACUCUCUCUCUAUCCAUACAUGCAUUUUCAGAUUCGCUAAUUCCAAACUUUCGGAAAACCUGAUUCUCUACUCAAUGCAAAGCUCAUAGAUCUCACUUCAGCCCAAUUCGGUGCAACUCUCGGUUGUUUUGUUUUCCCCAAAGAAAUGCAGAGCUCUUCCGGCUCGGUGGCCCAACUGCAGGCCAUACUGGAGUGGCUCCAAAAGGAGAUGGGUUACCGACCCUUGGGUCCAUACAGCGCCUCGAGCGGCAAGUCACAGUUGCCCUCCAUAGACUCGCUUCGCAGGAUUUUCCGCGGGAACAUGAUCCCGGUCUGGAAUUUCUUGAUAGCCCGCGUGAAGUCGGCGAAGACGGCUGAGAACAUUCGGAGGAACAUUACGGUUCAUGGCGGUGGCGAUAGUGCUAGCAGUAGCGGCAGCGGCAGUGGCAAAGAGGAGGUUAGGGGUAGAGGGAGGCGGAAGGAUAGUGCCCGUGAGGGGGGUGUGGCGGAGACUAGGGAAGCAGCGUUGCAAGACAGGGAAUCGGCGGCCAAGGAGGUGGAGAGGUUGAGGCAAAUCGUGAGGAGACAGAGGAAGGACUUGAGGGCCAAGAUGCUUGAGGUUUCGAGGGAGGAGGCCGAGCGCAAGAGGAUGCUUUAUGAGCGUGCCAAUUACAGGCACAAGGAAGUGAUGUUGAAGGCUUAUGAGCAACAGUGUGAUGAAGCCACAAACAUAUUUGCAGAAUAUCACAAACGUCUUCAUUACCAUGUCAAUCAAGCAAGGAAUGCUCAGAGGUUGAGUGAUGACUCUUCAGAUGAAGUAAGUAACAGCUUUAGUGCGAACAGUGAAAAGGAAGCUGUUUAUUCAACUGUUAAGGGAAACAAGUCUGCAGAUGACGUGAUUCUUAUUGAGACUAAUUGUGAAAGAAAUAUCCGAAAGGCAUGUGAAUCUCUUGCAGCGCAUAUGAUUGAAAAAGUAUGCAAUUCUUUUCCUGCUUACGAAGGAAGUGGUAUUCAUUUGAAUCCUCAAUUGGAAGCAGCCAAGCUGGGCUUUGAUUUUGAUGGUGAAAUACCUGAUGAGGUUAGAACUGUUAUAGAAAAUUACUUGAAGAGUCCUCCUCAAAUGCUUCAAACGGUUACUGCAUACACUCUACAGUUGAAAACUCUGAUUUCUAGAGAAAUUGAGAAAAUUGAUGUUAGAGCUGAUGCAGAAACUUUAAGGUACAAAUAUGAGAACAAUAUAGUUAUGGAUGCAUCUUCUACUGAUGUGAACUCACCAUUACACUAUCAGCUUUAUGGUAAUGGAACUAUUGGAGGAGAUGUACAUUCUAGAGGAACUCAAAAUCAACUUCUUGAAAGACAGAAGGCUCAUGUUCAACAAUUUUUGGCUACUGAAGAUGCACUGAAUAAAGCUGCUGAAGCUAGGGACUCAAUUCAAAAACUUGUAAAAUGUUUGCAUGGAAGUAGUGACGUAGUUUCUUCACAUUCAUUUAGUGUUGGAGGUGCAUCACAGAAUAUGGGUAGUCUUAGGCAAUUCGAGUUUGAGGUUUGGUCAAAGGAACGAGAAGUUGCUGGGUUGAGGGCAAGUUUCAAUACACUAAUGGCUGAAGUACAGCGCUUGAAUAAAUUACGUGCAGAAAGGAAAGAAGCGGAAGAUUCUUUGAAAAAGAAAUGGAAGAAGAUAGAAGAAUUUGAUGCUUGUAGAUCUCAACUCAAAACAAUAUAUACUGCUCUUCGAAAGGCGAACAUGGAUGCUGCUGCAUUCUGGAAUCAUCAACCACUAGCUGCAAGGGAGUAUGCAUCAAGCACUAUAAUUCCAGCAUGCACAGUCGUGAUGGACAUUUCAAAUAGUGCAAAAGAUCUUAUUGAUAAAGAAGUUUCUGCUUUCUAUCAAAGUCCAGAUAAUAGUAUCUACAUGCUUCCAUCGACCCCACAGGCACUCUUGGAAUCCAUGGGUGCCAAUGGAUCCACUGGAUCUGAAGCUGUCGCUGCUGCCGAAAAGAAUGCUGCUAUUCUGACUGCAAAAGCUGGUGCCAGGGAUCUAUCUGCAAUUCCAUCAAUAUGCCGGAUUUCUGCUGCGCUUCAAUAUCAUUCUGGCUUGGAGGGUUCAGAUGCUAGUUUAGCAUCGGUAUUGGAGUCCCUUGAGUUCUGUUUGAAACUUCGUGGUUCCGAGGCAGUGUUGGAAGACUUGGCAAAGGCAAUAAAUUCAGUUCAUAUACGGCAAGAACUUGUUCAAAUCGGUCAUGCAUUGCUGAACCAUGCUUACCGUGCUCAACAAGAAUAUGAAAGGACAGCAAGUUAUUGUUUGAAUUUGGCUGCUGAACGAGAAAAAACUGUUACGGAGAAUUGGUUGCCUGAGCUUAAGACUGCAGUUUUGAAUGCUCAAAAGUCCUUGGAAGAUUGUAAAUACACUAGGGGAUUGCUUGAUGAGUGGUGGGAGCAGCCAGCGUCAACAGUUGUUGACUGGGUCACGGUGGAUGGCCAAAAUGUUGCUGCUUGGCAUAAUCAUGUUAAGCAGCAGCUUCUUGCGUUUUAUGAUAAGGAGCUCUUGUGAGUGGAUUUUUGAGGCUAGGAUGUAACAAAUCAUUAUGCCAAAUCACCGUGGCCAUAUGGAAGCAGUGUGCAUGCAGCACCGGAUGGUACUGCUAGUGAUGCAUGCGAAGGGAUCUGUCUCAGAACAUCUUUUUAAUUGUGGUUUGACAUACGGCCAGGCCAAUCUAAUUUUGUCCAUGAUGGCCCUCCUCCUCGGGGAGAUCAUUUUUUUGUAUUACAAGCUAUUCAUAGUGUUGGGUUUCGGGUGGUUUAUUAUCCCUUUUCGGGGGCUUGAUUAGUGCCAUGUAAUCUUAGCGACAUGUGUUUGUACUUGAUUGUUUGACAUGGCUAUAGUUGAAGUGGAAUGCAUAACGAUCCCCCUCAUUAACAGCA